AUGAGGGACGCAGAGGCGGUGCGGUAUGACCGCCAAAUUCGGCUAUGGGGCAAAUCGACGCAGCAGCAGCUGAUGCACACAAGCGUCGCGCUGCACGGUGUUGCCGGUGCCGCUGCGGAGGCAGCAAAGAAUUUGGUCCUGGCAGGUGUGCGCGCGGUGGCCGUCGUCGAUGAAGGUCUUGUCACAGAUGCCGACGCGCGCACCAACUACUUGAUGCAGGGCGAGGCGGGAGGCACGCGCGGCGCUCGCGCGCUUGGCGCACUGCAGCGGCUGAACCCACACGUAUCGGUGUACGACGCAGUCACCAAACUGGAUGGCUCUUCGGGAACACGGGUGACGAUGGCUGCCGUCAGCACUGAAGAGGACGCCGUGCCGCAUGCCCAAGCUGCUUUGCCGUGCGCUGACAUCGUCGCACUGCAUGUUACGUGCGGGCCCACUGUUCUGGCACUCUUCCUCUAUCGGCGGCUGCCGGCGCACUCGUUGGCGGAGCAGUGGCGUCACCUCGUGGCAGAACCGAGUCUUUUGGCAGAGAAGCCGCGCGGCUACCAGAGAGCCGUUUUGGCGCUGCAGGUGCGGACAGAAGCCGUGUCGCUUGGGUUCGCGGCGGCAGCGGCGAAGGCAUACGAGGUGGUGAGCCAGUUGCAACUACAGCAGCUGACCGUCGCCGAUGUGCAGGAAGUACUGCAGACCUGUGCGCACGGCGCCCGCUCGGCAGACUGCGUUAGCGACACGAUUGCCGGCGCGUGUAUCGCCCAGCACCUGAUCCGCCAAAUCGGCGCCAUCAACCACCCGCCGGACUCGCAGUCGUAUCACUGGAUGCUGUGCGAGUGCGGUGCGGAGGUGGAGUGCCUUGUCGGGUUGUAG
Messenger RNA from Leishmania mexicana MHOM/GT/2001/U1103, 864 nucleotides. Its product is annotated as putative ubiquitin activating enzyme. Gene Ontology annotation, biological process: protein sumoylation. Gene Ontology annotation, molecular function: SUMO activating enzyme activity. Gene Ontology annotation, cellular component: cytoplasm; SUMO activating enzyme complex. Lineage: Eukaryota; Euglenozoa; Kinetoplastea; Trypanosomatida; Trypanosomatidae. The coding region runs from base 1 to 864 and encodes 287 amino acids. The transcript has a single exon. The record is from RefSeq and is a predicted model, not a curated record.